Geodia barretti is the source of this 3436-nucleotide messenger RNA. The record is from the annotation of a GenBank genome assembly. Lineage: Eukaryota; Metazoa; Porifera; Demospongiae; Tetractinellida; Geodiidae.
AUCGCAUCGAUCAGUUGAGAGCUGAGACUGUGCGCGCAGCAUGAGGGCUACGGAUCUGCUAUUGAUCGGCUUUCUCUUUGUCCACUUGCUCCCCACCGGAUUCUGCCAGAAGUUUUGCGCCCCCCGCGCCGUGGUUACGUCCCUAGUGCGAGCUACAGUGUACCGCAGUGGGCGAACAUUGCCCGAUAUCUGCGGCACUGCCUACGAUGAAUUUCGCAUCCAGCUGGAAUAUGUUGCAGUGAGGAACAUGGAGUUGGGCAAAGGAUGCUCCGUGGUCUCGCUACCGGUGGGACACGAGUGUAGCUCAAGUGAGCGAAAAGCGGUUGUGGAUAUACCUGUGAAUCUCACCUGCAACGACGAGUGUAUUCCGUUUGAGAGUAGCAGGCAGUUGGAGCUGUUAAGCAGGAUGCACAGGAAUAGAUUAGUGGGUGAGGUUCGUAGGAGACAGACAAAGGAGGCAGUGAUACAGGGACAGAGAGUCAGACUGGUCUACAAGAAAGGCCCAAAGACUUACUUUGAGUACUGUCCAGCCGGUGUGGCCUCGACGGUCGACUCAAACCUCCUCUGUGAUUGUGGUACGAGGUGUUGUUUUGGAGACCUGGUGUUCAGUGAGUGUGCCAGUCCCUGCCCCAGGACCUGCGACAACAUCUUUGGCCCUCCUGUAGCCUGCCUUGCCAUCUGUCUGCAAGGCUGUGCGUGUCCCGAUAACAUGGUUCAAGAUGGGAACAAGUGCAUGCUUCCCACCGAGUGCCCCAACAGCCAGUGUCUCCUACCUCCCGACGUUGGAACUGGCAGGGCUGUCCUGCGAGACUAUUACUACUACAAUGGAGAGAACCAGCGCUGCGAGCGACUGCGCUACAGUGGGUGCGGUGGGAACGAGAACCACUUUCGCUCAGAGCUCCAGUGUCAGGCACAAUGCUCUGACCCCAGAUGUCGAGGUGACUACGUUCUGACUGACUGUGCCACGUCCUGCGGGCUCUCUUGCGAGAACUACCACCUCCCACUCGAGCAGCGGCCACUGUGCGGCGGGUUCUGCUUCGAGGGCUGUUUCUGUCCGCCCGGUCUCAUACCAGUGAGAACCGACGGCGAAAACAACGAAUGUGCCAAGCCCGAGGAGUGCCCCCGAGCUCUCUGUCCCCGCGGCCAGAUCUUCAGACACUGUGCCGGGAACUGCGGCCUCUCCUGCGAGAAUCACCACCUCCCUCCGAGACUCCGGCCUGUCUCCGACUUCUGUUUCCCGGGCUGUUCCUGUGAGGAUGGUCUCAUUCCGGCGGGGCCAUACUCGGACCGCUGCGUUCCUCCGGACAGGUGUUGGACUGCCGUCUGUACCAUGAGACGCCAGAGCCGCCCCUGCAAUGAGUCGGAAUCGACAGUGCGGUAUUACUUCAACCAAGCGAGAGGUCGCUGUCAAAGGUUCUAUGGAUGUAGGGAGAGAGGAAUCAACAACUUCCGCUCUCUGGAGGACUGCCGAGACCGCUGUGAACCGACUCAGAGACCUCAAAGACCAACCAUAUCACCUCCUCAGACACCUCCCAGACCAUCACCUACCCCAAGCACACCCGAGUGUCCAGGAGUGAAGGAGUACAGAGAGUGUGGCACAGCAUGUCCUCGGACUUGUGGCAACAUCAACACAACUUUCGGGUGCACCUUGCAGUGUGUCCAAGGUUGUUUCUGUCCACGUGGGCUGGUGGAAUAUGGAGAACACUGUGUCCCACCACAGUUUUGCCCUAGUGAGAUCUCAAGACCUCCAAGACCAUCCCCAACUCCAGGGACACCUCAGUGUCCAGGGGUCAAGGAGUUCAACGAGUGUGGUACUGCAUGUCCCCUGACCUGUGACAAUCCCGGUCCACAGAUAUGCACCUUCCAGUGUGUUCGAGGCUGUUUCUGUCCAUCUGGGUUGGUUGAACUGGACGACACCUGUGUCCCUGCAGAGUUCUGUCCAAAUCAAGAUGAUGGGUCAGCAGUAGGGACAACAGCCAUACCUUUUACUGGAGAGCCGCCACACACAGAAGAUGAUGGGUCAGCAGUAGGGACAACAGCCAUACCUUUUACUGGAGAGAGUGUUGUAACUGGAGACCCACCAGUAACUGGAGAGCCGCCACACACAGAAGAUCUACCAAAAGGUGGACGACCGACAGGACCACCGUCAAGCGGACGACCGACAGGACCACCGCCGGGCUGGAAGACCAACAGGACCACCGUCAAGUGGAAGACCAACAGGACCACCGUCAAGUGGAAGACCAACAGGACCACCGUCAGGCGGAAGACCGACAGGACCACCGUCGGGCGGAAGACCAACAGGACCAUCAUUACCACGACCACCUCCUAUGUGUCCUCCAGGGAAGAGGUUCAGUUCCUGCGGUACAGCCUGUCCGUCCACUUGUGACAAUUAUAACAACGUUUCCAUUGGCUGCACACUACAGUGUGUUGAAGGUUGUUUCUGUAGAGGAGGGAUGGUGGAGCACGAGGGAGGCUGUGUGAUGCCACAGGAGUGUCCCAACCAUCGCUGCCAACAGCGAGUAGACCCUGGGCCUUGCAGGGGGAGUUUCCCUAAGUACUACUACAACAGUUACACAAAGAAAUGUGAGAACUUUACCUACGGAGGUUGUGCUGGAAACGAUAACAGAUUUGAAACUCUGGAGGAAUGCCAGGAGGAGUGCCCUGAGGCCGAGUGUCCUGGAGAUAAAGUGUUCACUCGCUGUGGGUCUGCCUGCCCACGUACCUGUGACAACAGAGAUGAGCUAACAUUCUGCACUCUCCAGUGUGUCGAGGGCUGCCAGUGUCCACCAGGGACAGUGGCUCUGGGGGACAGGUGUGUGGCAGAAGAAGAGUGCCCCAGCUUCAGUCACUGCCUGGAGCCCAUCACAACUGGCCCUUGCCGUGCAUCCAUCCCCGCCUUUGGCUACAAUGUCACCACUGGUCGCUGUGAGCGGUUCAUCUAUGGUGGAUGUGAAGGGAACAACAACAACUUCUGCACUCGAGAUGAGUGCAAAAACGUUUGUGAUCCCUGUCGCUAUGCUAACUGUGAUCGAGAUGAGGACUGUCUAGUGGACCAGUCUACGGGGGAGAUAUACUGCAGUCCCAGCUGUACACGAGGCAAUCCGUGCCGACCUAGCGAGAGAUGUGUCCUGGAGCCUGUGCAGUGUCUCAUCCCUCCCUGCCCAGUCAUAAGAUCAUGUGUAGAUGACUUCUGUAGUCGUGUGAGGUGUGCAGGACCACCUUCUGACUGUCAACGUGUGGUACCUGCUGAUCCUGACCGAGGAAUCUGCUGCCCCUCCUGUAGUGAGUAGUAUACACAUGUUUUCUUCAAGUGUAAACCUGUUUCUGACUUAUUAGCCCUAGCGGAUUGCAUGCGUGGCAAGGAUUACUUGUUUGUGUCCGUCUUCUUCUACCGCCACUCAUAUUACAUGGUGACAUAUUCCCCGUGAAAUCUCUC